AUGCCCGUGAAGCAGCAGAGUAAAGCCUCAGCCAAGAAACUGACAAAAAAGGAGGUAGAUGCUGCACUGCUGUGUGUUGCCAAAGCUAAACCAGGACCGACCUUUUUUAGAGAGCUUGGUGAUAAAGGAUUGAUCUCCUAUGCAGAGUACCUAUUUUUGCUGACAAUCCUUACGAAACCCCAGACUGGAUUUCAGAUUGCCUUUAAAAUGUUGGAUACAGAUGGCAACGAACAAGUUGAAAAGAAAGAAUUCUUUAAGCUACAGAGAAUCAUUGGGAAGGAAGAUGAUUUGAAAACAUCUGGAGAUGAAACAGUAUCUCGGGGAGCAGAACUGGAAAGCUGUGGUGUUAAUACCACGUUGCUGGUACAUUUCUUUGGAAAAGAAGGAAAGGAAAAGCUUCGCUAUUCUGAGUUUUUCAGAUUCAUGGAAAAUCUGCAAACAGAAGUCCAAGAAAUGGAAUUCAUAAAGUUUUCAAAGGGGUUGAAUGUCAUGAGAAAAGAAGACUUUGCGGAAUGGUUACUGUACUUCACUGAUGAGGAAAACAACGAAAUUUACUGGCAGAAUGUGAAGGACAGAAUUGAGGCAGGAGAGAAUAUCAGUUUGGAAGAAUUCAAGACUUUCUGCAAGUUUACAAACAACCUGGAAGACUUUUCUAUUGCCAUGCAGAUGUUUACUGUCGCCAACCGUCCUGUUAAACGGGCCGAGUUCAAGAGAGCAGUGAAAGUGGCGACAGGACAGGAGCUCUCAGACAACGUUUUGGAUACCAUCUUCAAGAUUUUCGAUCUAGAUGGAGAUGACUGCCUCAGCCACGGCGAGUUUCUUGGAGUCCUGAGGAACCGAAUUCAUCGCGGUUUGAGGGUACCGCAGCAGCAAGGCAUUCAAGGUUACUGGAAGUGUGUGAAAAGAGAAAGCAUUAAAGGAGCCAAAGAAUUGUGGAAGCAAACCGGAAAAAGUCCUUUUUAA
Molecule: messenger RNA, 963 nt
Organism: Eurypyga helias (sunbittern)
Lineage: Eukaryota; Metazoa; Chordata; Aves; Eurypygiformes; Eurypygidae
Gene: MICU2
Product: mitochondrial calcium uptake 2
Exons: 11
Coding region: 1-963 (320 amino acids)
Biological process (GO): calcium import into the mitochondrion; mitochondrial calcium ion homeostasis
Cellular component (GO): uniplex complex
Molecular function (GO): calcium ion binding
Source: RefSeq, a predicted model, not a curated record